ACGCAUCAGAGGGAGAAAUGGAAAUGAUAAAAGAAAUGGACAGCCUCCCUUCCAUGACGUUAGACACUGGUGAUGAAAUGAAGACAGAUACCGAAGCUGGGAUGGCAGAUCUAUUGCCGAUAGGCCCAAAAUUUCAAUUCAUUGCUACUGCUAAACAAACAAAUGAAUGUCUGCUGGACAGCAAGUCCACUUGGGAAAAGCCAUCAAAGGCUAUUGAAAUAGCAGAUAAAAAGUCCUCCCAUCCUCAAGCACAAUGUGUGCCAUAUUAUGUGAAGCCUGAAACUGAGUACAAACAGUACACUUUUUCAGAAGCUUGUCCCAGUGUGACAAACAUUGCUGGCAUGUCGUCCAAAUUACCUGUAAAGGAAAAACACUGGCUGAGAGAUCAAAAGCCAAUCUGGGAGAAACAGUUAAAAAUGAAGGUAAAAUUACCACGAAAUGCUUCAAAGGCUGAUAAAAAGAACAAGAAGAAAAUGUUUUUACUGGUACCUUCUUGCCCAAGAGAGGCCAGAAAUCCAGGGUUUCCAUCUGCACCACAAUACAGUUUAGUUUUUUAUGGAUCAAAUAUGGGGGAUAUUUAUCCUGCUUGUCCAAAUGUAGCCAACAUACCUGGUUCACUAUCAGUCAGUGAAGCCAAUAACAGAUCAUGGGUAUCUCAACAGGAACCACUUUUAGAGAAGACAAUGAAAACUGAACUUUUAAUCACAGAGUCACCAGACGAGAAGGUUGAAAUAGAACCAAUGGGAGCUGUGGUACGAACUUGCCCAAAACAUUCUUGCCUACGAGGCAUCCCCUCAAUUCCACAACCUACUGUAGCACAUCACGAAUCAAAUAUGAUGAGCCUUUUAAACUCUUGCCCCAAAACCUCUUGCAUUGAAGGUAUCCCAUCAUUGACUGAACAUUUGAGCAAAAGCUGGGCUACAGAUUACAAGCCAGUAGGGGUAACAUCGCCAAAAAUCAACGCAGUCAUGAUUGAAGAGAGACCUCACAAUGAUGACAUAAAGGCAAUGUCAGCUUUAGCCCCAACUUGUCCAAAAGAAGCUUGUACCCCUGGAUUCCCAUCUGCUCUGGAUCUUACAGUAAUCUGUAAUACAUAUAGUGGGGUCAAUCUCCUUCCAUCUUGCCCAGCCACCUCAAGUAUAGCUGGUUUUCCUUCAAUACAGAAAGCUGACAGCAAAGACUGGAACACUAUUCAUCAACUAUUAUGGGAGAAGCAAAAUAAAAAAGAGUCUGUAUUACUACUGGAGGAUAAUAAAAUUGACAAAGACAUGAAAGGAGUUGUGUCUCUUGCACAAAGCUGCCCAAGAGAAUCACGUAUUGCUGGGUUUCCCUCUGUACCAAAACCUAGAGUGACUGAUGUUGACAUGGCAAAUAUGGUCAGUUUUUCAUGGUCAUGCUCAAAAGUGUCACAAAGACCAGGAAUUCCAUCAUCACAUACUUCAAAAGAGUGGACAGUGAGCAAGGAACCACUAUUUGAAUCACGAUUAAGAGAAAAGCAGGGAUCAUUGAUUGACAUAUGUGAAGAAGAUAUGAAAGCAAAGAAAGCAAUGGUUUCUCUUGUGCCAUCUUGUCCAAAAGAGGCACGGAUGCCAGGAUUCCCUUCUCAUCCAAAUUCUCAAACUUUGUAUUGUGCACCAAAUAUGAUCAGCCUUUUUACACUGUGUUCCCAAGGUUCCCAAAUUCCUGGAUUCUCAUCAGUUGAUGGGGAUAUGAGUAUAGGAUGGGUAAUAGAAAAGGGGUCAUUGCUGAAGAGGCUACCAAAGAAGGCGGUCAUAUUUGACACACCAAAUGACAACAAAAAGAUAAUGAAGAAUAUGGUGUCCUGUGUACCAUCUUGUCCUAAAGUGUCAAGUAUUCCUGGUUUCCCAUCUAUUCCGAAUCCCAAAAUAGUGUAUUAUGGUCAAAAUGUGAUCAGCCUCCUUCCUUUGUGCCCCCUAAUUUCUAUCAUACCUGGAUUUCCAUCUGUUGAAGGGCACAAGGAGCAAGGAUGGGGUGCUGAACUGGGUUCACUGAUGCACAGACCACAAAAGAACUUUCAGUUUAGGAUCAACAGCUCACCAAUCAACAUAGAUGAACCACACAACAUGCUUGCCUUGGUGCCUUCUUGUCCAGGAGCAUCAAAGAUUCCAGGCUUCCCAUCUGUUCCCCGAUACAAUAUGCUGAAUCUUGUACCUGUUUGCCCCAAAGUAUCCAAACUCCCUGGAUUUGCCUCAUUUGAAGGGACAUCAGAAUUCCAAUGGCUUCUUGAUCCCCACACUUUGUAUGAUAGGCCAUCAAAGGAGAAAGUUUCUGUGAUACACAGUCCAAAUCAAGACGAAGAAACUGCAAAGGUGAUGUUGGCUUUAGCACCAUCUUGCCCAGAAGCAUCCAGGAUCCCUGGGUUCCCCUCUGCACCUCAAACCAAAUCCAAGAUUGAACCUGAUAUGAUAAGUUUCGUACCCUGCUGCUCCAGUGCUUCAAAUCUCAAAGGAUUUGCAUCAGUGGCUACAAUCCCAAGCACAGGGUGGCUAAAUGAAACAAAACCAAUUUUGAUAAAGUCUCAGGAGAAGAGGGCAGAAAUGAUUUUAUCACUUGCUGGACAGGACCAUCUAUGUAGCAACAGCAUGAAAGGCAUGGUGACUUCAGUAACAUCUUGUCCAAAAGAGGCCAGAGUACAUGGUUUUCCUUCUGCUCAAGUUGCCAACAGACCACCAAACAUGGUCAGCUUAUACACAUCUGCUCCAUGUGUUUCAUGUACCCCAGGUUUUCCAUCAGCAAGGAUGCUUAGCUCUGAAUGUACAGAUAUACAAAGUAGAACAACACACAGCACGUCCCUGUUUGAGAAGCUGCAGAAUGAGAAGAUUUUUUUCAGUGCAAAAUUCCCAGGCAAAGAUAAAAAUGAACAAGAUGAAAUGAAGUACAUGGUUGCAAUGGCUCCAUCAUGUCCACAUUUGACUCGAAUCCCUGGGCUCCCCAGCAUUUCACAAUUGGAACCAGCAGAGAAAGAAGCAAUGACUAUUCCAGUUCCUUGUUCUGUAGAGAAGCAUACAUCACAAGAAAUGCCUCUUGCACAGUCAACUGAGUCAUAUCAUAAAGACCCAAGAAUUCCUGAUGUUCCCCCCACAUCUCUUAUCCUCCCCAGCACAGCACUUACAUAUGAGGAGAAAUUCAAAGACGGUGCAAAGCAAAACAUAGACCUUUGUGUAGAUAAUGGGUAAGUUGAAGAGCCUAGUGCUCUCGCAUUGUUUGCUGUGAAAGCGGUCAGUUUAGUGCUUGCCUAGCAUGGACAGUUUGGACCAAUAAACGAUAGCUUUUGUAACUCGACAAUGCAGUGCAUGGUAAAUUUCAACAUCUGUGUGAAGGCUAUAUUUCAUUACAUUUUUUGAUUAUGUUGCUGCCUGACUUCUGUGGAUCACGUCUUAAACUGCU
Molecule: messenger RNA, 3408 nt
Organism: Epinephelus moara (kelp grouper)
Lineage: Eukaryota; Metazoa; Chordata; Actinopteri; Perciformes; Serranidae
Exons: 2
Coding region: 18-3197 (1059 amino acids)
Source: RefSeq, a predicted model, not a curated record